Messenger RNA from Daucus carota subsp. sativus, 1259 nucleotides. Its product is annotated as protein SRG1-like. Bases 80 to 1144 code for a protein of 354 amino acids. The transcript is spliced from 4 exons. The record is from RefSeq and is a predicted model, not a curated record. NCBI's taxonomy places the organism in Eukaryota, Viridiplantae, Streptophyta, Magnoliopsida, Apiales, Apiaceae.
UUGCAUUUUGCAUAUAUUGCUAGCAAGAUACAUUCAUUCAACGAGAUCAAAACAGAAGCAUAUUUCUGGAUAGAUACGAAUGGAAGAAGAGGCUGGUGCAGUUUCAUUAGGAGGGUCUCUCCCAGUACCUUCUGUCCAGGAACUCGUUAAAACAGAGCAGCUCAAGGCCGUUCCAUCGCGAUAUAUUCGUCCUGAUCAAGACCCUAUCGAAUCCAAUCCCAAUGCAUCUUUGCAAAUCCCAGUAGUUAACUUGGAUCUCUUAGUUGCUGGAGAUUUGGAGAACGCGAGUAAACUAGACCUUGCGUGUAGAGAAUGGGGUUUCUUCCAGCUGACUAACCAUGGGGUGAGCAAGGAAUUACUUGAUAAAGUAAUCAGAAGCACAAAAGAGUUCUUUGAAAUGCCACUGGAUGAGAAGAAGAAGUUUCCGCAAGCAGCAGGAGAUCUUGAGGGAUAUGGACAAGCUUUCGUGGUCUCGGAGGAGCAGAAGCUUGACUGGGCCGACCUGUUUUACGUUGUCACUCUUCCGGUUCGUUACAGGAAGCUUCACUUGUUUAACAAAUUCCCUGUCCAAUACAGGAUUGCCCUUGAGGCUUACUCGGUGGAACUAAAAAGCAUUGCGAUGAAGCUUGUAAACGCAAUGGCAAAAAGUCUGAAAAUGGAUCCUCAGGAAAUGAUAGACCUGUUUCAAGAUGGCACUCAGUCAAUGCGAACAAAUUACUAUCCUCCAUGUCCCGAACCAGAUAAGGUCAUCGGCCUUGCAUCACAUUCUGAUGCUGUUGGCCUAACAAUCCUCCUUCAACUUUCUGAUACCGAAGGCCUCCAGGUCCGGAAGGAUGGCAAUUGGGUUACAGUCAGACCAUCGCCUUAUGCUUUUGUUGUUAACAUCGGAGACAUUUUGGAGAUUAUAACUAAUGGAUCCUACCGUAGCAUUGAGCAUAGAGCCAUCUGUAACUCGGCUGAAGAGAGGAUCUCCAUUGCUACCUUCCUGAGCCCCUUGAUGGAACAAGAAUUCGGCCCUGCAGCUAGCCUUAUCGCGAAUGGAGCUCGUCCUAACUUUCUGAGAACGACAACUGCAGACUACUACAAGGGAGUGUAUGCUCGGCAGCUUGGUGGGAAGAGUUAUCUGGACACUGUUAGACUUUAAAUCAUAUUAUCGCUAAAUAAAUUUUAUAAGUUGAGGUCUAGUAAGCCUCAGUGAAUCUGUUAGUGUUACAACAACAAAAUUGGAGUUACAUGAGGCAUGUGUUUUUCUAUAAUAA